AGAUACGUGUUUUUGAUGAUCAUUCUUACAAAAGAAUACAGUGAACACCUUUAUAAUUGAUAAUAAAUAACUCAACACUGCAAAUAAACUUGUUUUGUAGUGAUACUCUUGCUAGUAGGAUGAAGAAAAGGUGUAUAAAAAGUAUUGUAGAGCCUACAUUAUUCGAUAUUGAAUCGAAAUACACAAAAGAGAAAUGGAAAGAUUUUUUCUCGGAAACAGAAGAAGCUGCAGUAGAGGUUAAAGAAAUACCAGACGAAGAUAUACUGAAAAUCUUGAAAAAAGAAAGUAAUGCUCAGGAGCUGGUUGAAAGAUUGUACGAGAACGAACGAAAGGAAACUCCUACCAAUGAUGAGAAAGAAAUAGUUACUGAUGAAGAUUCUUGGGACAUGGAAGUUAAUCUACCUGACCAAAAAAUAGUUGAGAAUGUGAAUAGGAAUUUCUAUGUGAGGUUUUUACAAUAUCCCGAGAAGAAAGCAGCAGUUUGGAGGCCAGAAGAAGUGUGCAGUGGAGAUAAAUUAAACGAAAUGUCUCUCUCACAAAGAGGAGAAAUCAUCACUAACAUGAUAGCAAAAGACUUUUGUGACUGGUUGAGAGGACUGGGUGGGGUGGAGGAGACAAGUAUGGAUGAAGACAUUUUAAAAGAACUGUUUCAAAUCGGAUUGGAAAAUCCUGCCGCACGAUCAAUAUGCGUACAGAUGAGAGAGAGGCCGGUCGUAUCGCAUCAUCUAGCUGAAGCUGUUCAAAUACCAGAGAGAGCUUUUCAAAAAGGAUUGCAAAGACAAAUCGAGUGGGACAUUGAAGCCGAGAAGAAAGGCGUGAGAAAGUGGGCGUUCGGAAGGAGACUGCUGCCGUCCCAGCAAUGGUACCCGCCCCGUAAUCACACCACCAGCAUGUGGUUCGACACAAAAACAAUCAAUGAUAACUUGACCACGUUUUCACUGUUGUUCAAAAGCAUUACUGAAUUGAGAUCUGUGAAAGAGUACUGUAAGUGGCUGGAGAAGAACCCACAGUUCGAGAAACCAGACUAUUUAUUGGAAAAGGGGCUUUUCAGAAGAUUGAGCGAGGAAUCCAAUGAAGAGAGCGCGAUUUCCGUGCCUUCUAUGACACAAUGAAGUCGUUUCUAUGGGAAUCAUAAAUUGAGCAUUUGAAACUUUUUACAUGUUUUGAAAUUGGAUUAGAAAACUUUAUAUGGAAGUUUCAACUUAUGAACCUUAUUAUAAUUAAGUUUGUAGCGUGAAUGUUGAUGUUGUGGAACUUUUCCAUAAUUGAAGAGACUUAAAACGUUCUCAAAAAUCCACUUUAAUUAAAUAAAAAUUAAUAUUUUACAGGAGCAUGCUUUCGUGUAUGCUCAUAUAUUAUAUUAAUAUAACCUUAUUAUACCUUGUUACUCAUGCCAGCAGUUUAUGGAAUUGCUUUUGUAAUACCGUAUUUAGAAUUAGUCUUUAUUGUUUUUCAAACACAUUAUUCUCAUGAUUAGUAAUACUGGAAUGGAAGUUUAUACAAUUUAUCGGAGAAAAAUUAAA
This is a messenger RNA of Nilaparvata lugens (brown planthopper), 1523 nucleotides long. RefSeq lists its product as uncharacterized. The coding region runs from base 120 to 1112 and encodes 330 amino acids. Lineage: Eukaryota; Metazoa; Arthropoda; Insecta; Hemiptera; Delphacidae. The transcript has 6 exons. The record is from RefSeq and is a predicted model, not a curated record.